This is a messenger RNA of Entrophospora sp. SA101, 372 nucleotides long. The record is from the annotation of a GenBank genome assembly. Lineage: Eukaryota; Fungi; Glomeromycota; Glomeromycetes; Entrophosporales; Entrophosporaceae.
AUGGUUGAUCGAUCAAUAGAAAGCGUAAUAACUACAACAAUAUCGUCACCAUCGUCAUCAAAAACAGUCGAAUCAAUAAUAUCAUCAUCGUCAUCGCCCAAAAAAUAUUUAUCUUUUGAACAAAGUUGUGCUAAGAUACUGAUGCAAAGAUACGGUCCACAUUUAUUUCAUGUUGCAAAAAUAAUAUUUUUGGCUAGAUUUAUGCAGUUACUACUUCAUCAUUAUCGUAAUCGUAAUCAUCGAAAGUAUCUACGUUAUGAUGAAGUUGACGAUGUUAAUGAUGAAUUGAUUGAUGAAUUGAAAAUUUAUCAAAAAUGGACUUUUUUAAAACCUUUUAUAUUUUAUAUUUAUAUAUUUUUAUUAUACAAGUAG